AUGUCACACUUCGCUCUUAUUGGCCUUGGCUUAAUAUUUGCUGCAGCCUCAAGCAAAGUGGUUAUUCGUGCAAUCAGACAGUCAAAAGCAGCAAAAGCAGGAGGCUUAAGCUUGGAUUCAUCAAGAGCUAAGCUAUAUAUGGGCCCAUUUGAAAAUCCGAUGACAAGAAGGGAGGCAUCUUUAAUCCUUGGCGUCAGAGAGUCAGCUCCAGAGGACAAGAUUCUUUCUGCUCACAAAAGGCUGAUGCUUUUAAACCAUCCUGAUAAUGGAGGAUCAACUUAUCUUGCAACAAAAGUGAAUGAAGCCAAAGGAGUUUUGAUACAAAAAUAA
Molecule: messenger RNA, 330 nt
Organism: Blepharisma stoltei
Lineage: Eukaryota; Ciliophora; Heterotrichea; Heterotrichida; Blepharismidae
Source: the annotation of a GenBank genome assembly